GCCAAGUACAGAUUCCGGUGAAAGCGCUCCGAGUUUGAGAGACAGACGAACUGACGGAUACAAGACACAGACACUGGACCUUAUCGACCACUACAUUUCAGCAUUGUUUUUGACCGUAACAACAAGAAGAUGCCUCUUGGUGAUGACUGCCAUGCCUGGAAAAAGAAGACCACGGAUGUAAGGGAUCAUUAUGACUUCAAAGAGGUCCUGGGAACGGGGGCGUUCUCUGAGGUGGUCCUGGCCGAGGAGAAGAGAACCCAGAGGUUGGUUGCCAUCAAGUGUAUCCCUAAGAAGGCAAUAGAAGGCAAAGAAAACAGCAUAGAGAAUGAGAUUGCUGUCCUGCACAAGAUCAAACACACCAACAUCGUUUCUCUGGAGGAGAUAUUUGAAAGUAAAUCCCACCUCUACCUUGUCAUGCAACUGGUGUCAGGCGGGGAACUCUUCGAUCGUAUCAUAGAGAAGGGCUUCUACACAGAGAAAGAUGCCAGUAAACUCAUUCUGCAGAUUCUGGACGCUGUCAAAUACCUCCACGACAUGGGCAUCGUUCACCGAGACCUCAAGCCAGAAAACCUGCUCUACUACAGCAUGGACGAAGACUCCAAGAUCAUGAUCAGUGACUUUGGUCUGUCUAAAAUAGAAAGCAGCGGCAGUGUGAUGUCCACAGCAUGUGGGACACCAGGAUAUGUCGCCCCUGAAGUGUUGGCCCAGAAACCCUACAGUAAAGCAGUAGACUGCUGGUCUAUCGGUGUCAUAGCCUAUAUUCUGUUGUGUGGUUACCCUCCUUUCUAUGACGAGAAUGAUGCCAAACUGUUUGAGCAGAUCCUGAAGGCAGAAUACGAGUUUGAUUCCCCCUACUGGGAUGAUAUUUCUGAUUCAGCUAAAGACUUCAUCGUCCACCUGAUGGAGAAAGACCCCAGCAUACGUUUCACCUGUGAGCAGGCUCUAAUGCAUCCCUGGAUUUGCGGAGAUACUGCUCUGGACAGGAACAUCCAUGAGUCUGUCAGCGCUCAGAUCAAGAAGAAUUUUGCUAAAAGCAAGUGGAAGCAAGCAUUCAACGCCACAGCAGUGGUUCGUCACAUGAGGCGUCUUCAGCUGAGUACUGGUCAAGAUGCAGGUACCAAAGUCAUUUGUUUCUCUCUUUCACACACAAGGUUACAACAUGAGCAUUCUGUAAAGUUGGGGCUUCUCUUAAAAACACACUGUCUCUCUUCUGCAGAGGGGUGUUGUGAAGAGGGGUGUUCCCAGAACCACGAUGGCGCUGACCAUCUGUCUAACUGCACCUACCACUGCCACCCAACUAGCAGGGUGUGAUCCUGCACCCCCUCCACUAACCUGUCUAAUCAAUCCCAGCGACUUUCCAAUUUUAACCCCCUCGGUGGAACCAGAGGCACCAUCUCCUCCCCUCACCUGGUUAGGAAUACAGCGUCAUUCCAGCCUCUCGCCUGCAGGGGGAGCAAGACUGUCCAGCCUGAGAAGGAAGGCAUAAAGGGGAUGUAAGCUGGAGAAAGAGGAAGACUUGAUGAUCAUGAUGAUUUUGAUAAUGGUGAUGAUGAUGCACCUUGAGUGGAUCAGUUUUACAGACUGAGGUGGUAGUUUGAGGGGAGUUGAAAUUGAGAGAGGGGCUACGAAGGCAGGAGGGGAAGAUGACCUCCUCCACCAGCAUGUCAGGGGGUUUGUUUUUUGCAGAAGCAGGUCAGACCUUGUUGGACUCUGUUUUUACUCAUCAUCACUGUUUCAACCUGUAACUUUGUUUUAUUGUUAUACAUAUUUUUGUGUUGUCUUUUUAACCUUCCACUUUUAGACUUGGGAGUGUAAAUCCUUAAUUAUUAGCUGCAUGAUGAGGAGAGAGUUUCCCCCAGUCAUGUCUUACCUUUGAAGUACACCUUUGCAGAGCUGCAGCAUUGCAGUAUGAUGCAAACAUUGAAGUAUUGUGUACAAACUCAGAGAGCAUUUUUCUAAGUUGCAUAUUGACAUUUUUAUGAAAAGAAUAUUUUAAUUUUACAGAACUGCAUUCCUUCUAAAAGUCCUGCUUUUAGACAAUCAGUUACUGAAGAGUUUAUGCAAUGAAAAGUCCAUAAAUGUAGCCUUUUAUUGUGGGGAUCUCGUGUGUCCAUGCAGUGGUUUUAGGUUUUUUGCGGGGAAAAGUUGCCCCAUUCUCUUUUUUAUCCCAGACCUCCAACUAUUUGAGCACAGGGAUAUAUCUUUGUCUAAGGUGCCUUUAGGAUAAACUAUAUUGUGAUGGGUUUUUUUCUCCGUCUAUCUUUUGGAAUAUUGUCAACAUAGUUUUGCUGCAACUUCAUGUUUUGUAUGUUUUUACAUUUCCAGCUAUAAGAUGCAGUUUAAUGCUUUUGUGUCAAAGUACUGUAACCUCUGAAGGGAGGCCUGCCCAUAUUAAGUACACUGCCCUUAUGGUCAAGUUUGUUUUCUUGUUGUUUUCAUCUUAAAACCCAAAUUAAAAUAUACGUUUGAUCAUAAAAUGGGGAAAGGAAUUACUUUAAAUGACAAAGAUUUAUGUAUAAAGUACAUUUUUCUACAAAGUCUAGCAUUUGUCAACAACAAAGACGUAUUCUGUAUGCAUGAUGAAGACGGGUUAAAGAAGGAAGAAAAAAUAUUUUGUUUAAUGCAAACAAAGGGAGAGGUAUGUGAUAUGCAUCUGUCACCAUGUACUGUAAUCAUGCCGUCAUUACAGUCCUUUUUUACAUUAUUUUCAGUGAUGUGUGCUUCAUGCAUCACCUGUUUGAAAAUGAAGCAGAUUAAAGAAUAAGGACAUCCAUCAGAUUGACUCACUCCAUCUUUAAUGUUCAACCAUCAGUACUUUUGGUCUUUGUGCACAGAGUAUCUCAUUCAUCUAGCUUUUUACUCUCCUGAUAGUGGUCCUUUUUACUAGACCUUUUAAGGAAUGUGUAAAUCAUUACAGGAAAACUUUUGAGUAUUUGAUGCUGAAGAUGCUGCACGUUAUUUUAAAUCCUUUGUACUUCACUGUGUGGCCUGUCAUGGUCAAGAAGUGAGGGGCAGUCUUACCUGUCGAACAGUGUCUUUAAGCUCUGAAAUGGUAGAGAUGAUAAUGUGAUGCAUGAUGUGGCUUGAAAUGUGUGAUCCAACAAUGAAUAGCCUGUACAUAACUUGUGGUGAUGUAGCAUUUGCCAAGGGAAAUAUUUCCUCCUCACGAAGCUCAGAAUUGUUCGAGAAAUUUGUUACAAAGACAAGUAAGAAGCAACAAAAUCUAUAACACAUCUACAUGUUACAGAAAGUUUAAUGUGCUUCUGCAGAAGUAUUUCAAGCUUUAAUCUGCAUUUCUAAUGAAUGGGUGUUGUAGUUUAUAUGGGAAGUAAUGUUUCAAGCGUUCAGAUUUUUGGCUGUGAAUAGUGAACCGUCUGUACCUGAAGAAUUCAUGUGACAGGUGAAGACCUAAACAGGCACAGGAAAGUAGGAUAGUGAGGCCCUAGUCUUAUUAAUUUUGGCUGAGUGUGAACAUGACGAUUCAUCUACUGUUACUGAAAAAUAUGGUGCUAAUUUAAAACAUCGCCACAAACGCUGUCAGACUGAUUAAGCUCCUGUACCCUGCCAAAUGAUGAUGACUAAUUGUUAAAGUAUAAAUAUACAAAGGUUUUAACCUCAUCCAGCUUUGGCACAGUCAGUCCCAAAAGUGCUCAUUAAACCCCCAAAAAUUAAAUGACACAAAAAAUGACACAGUUUCUAUUAUGAAGCACGGUGGAUAGUUGUUAAAAUUGAGUGAGAUGAUUAGGCAAUGAAGCAGGAAAGAAUUCCAGUGCAAUGAAACAGGUGAUGAAAUGCAUAAGCAAGUAAUAUCACAUUACCUCACCACUCAACCACCUGGGUUAUUACCAGCAUGGUUUCUUAGGAAGUAAAACUUGCCCUGACAAGUUGUGUGGAUAAAUUGCUUCAGGUUUUGCAUUAUCAAUGAUCAUAUUGUCAACACUUACAUGUCGGUCAUGGAGUUUGCAGAUGGAUAUUAAGGUUCUCCUUUGAUAGCUCAUUAACCCUUUAUAUGUUGAGAAUUCCCAGGAUCAGGAUCUUACAAGAACUGUUGUACUGUAACAGUGUACAAUUAAUAUUUUGCCUUCAAGAAAUGCUGUCAGGGGUUGCAACAGUGAUGUUAACAUAAUGUACACCGGUGCAAUGCAUCAUGGGUUGUAAAAAAGUGUCUACUCAGUGUGAAAGUCAGUGAACUUGUGCUUGGAAAAGAUUUGUAAGUGAAAUAGCCAACAUUAAAAUCCUUGUCUAUGCAUCAUGAA
Cheilinus undulatus (humphead wrasse) is the source of this 4256-nucleotide messenger RNA. RefSeq names its product calcium/calmodulin-dependent protein kinase Ib (gene camk1b). Gene Ontology annotation, cellular component: intracellular anatomical structure. The coding region runs from base 130 to 1311 and encodes 393 amino acids. The transcript is spliced from 11 exons. The record is from RefSeq and is a predicted model, not a curated record. Gene Ontology annotation, biological process: peptidyl-serine phosphorylation. Gene Ontology annotation, molecular function: calmodulin binding; ATP binding; calcium/calmodulin-dependent protein kinase activity. Lineage: Eukaryota; Metazoa; Chordata; Actinopteri; Labriformes; Labridae.